AUGUCGUCCGUCAGCGCCGACGUCGAGUGGCUGGGGUCCACCAUCGUGGUCGACACGUCGAGCGGGCACCACCUUCUCACGAUUCAUGGGUACUCCCGCACGAAGGGCCUUCCCGCCGGAGAGUACGUCAUGUCCCGCCCCUUCAGCCUCGGCGGCCACCGCUGGCGCAUCUGCUACUACCCCAAUGGCGAAAACUCCGAGUUCUCGGGUUACAUAAGCGUCUCCCUUAUUCUCGACGAAGAUGGUGCGGCGGCGGUAAAGGCGCAGUGGGACAUCUGCUUCGCCGGCGAGGAGGAGGCGGAGCAGGUGUCGUCGCUAGCAUCGAGGCCGGUUCACGAGUUCACUUCCGAGAACGAAUGGUUUUGCAACAACUUGGCCACCAAGGAGGAACUCGAGAGCUCCGGGCAUCUCAGGAACGAUUCGUUCACCGUCCGCUGCGACAUCGUCGUCGUCCAAGGUUGUCGCGCGGUGGACUUCGUCUCCGUGCCCCCAUGCGACCUGGGCUGGCACCUGGGCGAGCUCUUGGAGACAGGGAAGGGCGCCGACGUGGUGUUCAAGGUCGGCGGCGAGACCGUGGCUGCGCACCGGUGCGUACUCGCGGCCCGUUCCUUGGUAUUCAGCGCCGAGCUCUUCGGGCCGAUGAAGGAGGGAAACGCCGCCUCCGUUCGUGUGGAAGACAUGGAGGCGGACGUGUUCAAGAUGUUGCUCCGUUUCGCGUACACCGGCUCGUUGCCGGAGAUGGGAAAGGAGGACGAAGGCGUCACCUGCCAGCACCUGCUCGUCGCGGCGGACAGGUACGACAUGGAGCGCCUGAAACUGAUCUGCGAGGAGAGGCUGUGUGAGUACAUCGACGUUGGGUCGGCAGCGACUAUCUUGGCGCUAGCGGAGCAGCACCAUUGUGAGGGGCUGAAGAAGGCGUGCUUCAGUUUUCUCUCGCCGCCGGCGAUUCUGAGGGCGGUCAUGGCCACCAAGGGCUUCCAGCAUCUGAUCUGGAGCUGCCCUUCUAUAGUGGUCGAGCUCAUGGCCAUGUCAUGUCCGCAUUAG
Molecule: messenger RNA, 1044 nt
Organism: Lolium rigidum
Lineage: Eukaryota; Viridiplantae; Streptophyta; Magnoliopsida; Poales; Poaceae
Product: BTB/POZ and MATH domain-containing protein 1-like
Exons: 1
Coding region: 1-1044 (347 amino acids)
Biological process (GO): protein ubiquitination
Molecular function (GO): protein binding
Source: RefSeq, a predicted model, not a curated record